AUGAAGCCCGGCUCGAACGCCCCUCGCGAAGGCAUCUGGUGGUCUAACGGGUUGUUUUUCGUCGCCACGCAUAUCGCCGCGGCCCUAGGCGUCUGGUAUCACCCGCCGGCACGGGCAAUGCCCCAGUCUCUUUGGCUCGCGGUCUUCCUGUGGCAGGCGGCGUCCAUGGGAGUCACUGUCGGUUAUCACCGACUCUAUUCGCAUCGCGCCUUCCGCGCGACGCUCCUUGUCCGGUCGAUUUUGGCGCUGCUGGGAGCAAGCGCCUUCCAGGGGUCCAUCAAGUGGUGGUGCUUGAGACAUAGACUGCAUCAUAGGUUCACAGACGACCCUCUUCAUGACCCGUACGCUGCUACGAGGGGUCUCUUCUGGAGUCACAUGGGAUGGAUAUUCUUCAAGUCGCAAUAUGAGCGGAUGAAGACAAUCGAGCGCGAUGAUUUGGAGAAAGACCCAGUGGUUCAAUUUCAGCACCAAUACUACGUUCCUCUCGCGCUCAUUACGGGCUUCAUCGCCCCACCGGCAAUUGGGCUCGCGUGGGGGGACCCUCUCGGCGCCUUCGUGUAUGCGGGACUCGUUUCGAGGUUGCUGAUCUGGCAUUGCACCUUCCUUGUAAAUUCGCUCGCCCAUUGGGACGGACUGCAGCCGUACUCCGAUGAUAACACCUCCAAGUCCAAUCUGGUUCUUGCCCUUUUGACAUGCGGGGAAGGGAACCACAACUUCCACAGUUUUCCACACGACUUCCGAUCAGGUCCGUCGCCGUUCGACUGGGACCCGUCCAAGUGGGCUAUCAUUUUGCUCCAUCGCCUCGGGCUUGCCUCGGGUCUCCGGCGGGCACGUGUAGACGAGAUCAAAGCAGCGAGGGACUACAUGCGUCAGAAAGAGGAGUAUGGAUCUUCCUCGCAGUACGAUCCUUUGUCGAUUUCGGAGACAUCAUCCACCCCCGGUAACACCGAUUACGAGAGUGACCAGUGGGACGGCGAGUAUUGGACUCGAAAGCGAGCCAUCGAGUACGCGACGCAGCAGAGCCGUUGUGUCAUCGUGCUCGGCGGCUAUGCGGUCGACGUGACUCGGUAUCUUACUGAACAUCCCGGUGGAGCGGCCCUUCUGCGACGAUACGCGGUCGGCAAGAUGGAUGACGAUGCAAUGGGAAAAGACGCGGGGCAAGACGCGGACUGGGCCUUCCAUGGAGGCAUCAACAAACAUUCUCAGGCAGCGAUGAGGCGCAUGCGCAAGCUCCGUGUGGCAAAGAUACAAUGA
Molecule: messenger RNA, 1254 nt
Organism: Dichomitus squalens LYAD-421 SS1
Lineage: Eukaryota; Fungi; Basidiomycota; Agaricomycetes; Polyporales; Polyporaceae
Exons: 13
Coding region: 1-1254 (417 amino acids)
Biological process (GO): unsaturated fatty acid biosynthetic process
Cellular component (GO): endoplasmic reticulum membrane
Molecular function (GO): heme binding; stearoyl-CoA 9-desaturase activity; iron ion binding
Source: RefSeq, a predicted model, not a curated record